Molecule: messenger RNA, 1023 nt
Organism: Anopheles coustani
Lineage: Eukaryota; Metazoa; Arthropoda; Insecta; Diptera; Culicidae
Exons: 1
Coding region: 1-1023 (340 amino acids)
Molecular function (GO): catalytic activity
Source: RefSeq, a predicted model, not a curated record
AUGCUGGACCUGCAGCUGCUCAACGACGGCGAAACAAGUACCUUUCGGAGAAAUGGCAGGACAUCUAUAGUGGACGUGACCUUCUGCAGUCAACGGCUGGCAACUGGAGCAGAUUGGAGAGUGCUAGAGGACGAUACCCUCAGUGACCACCAAGCCAUUCGCUUCUCGGUGGGACAUACCCGUGGUCCAUCAGGAAGCGGAUAUGGGGUCACGGGAGGAUGGAGGACGCAGUGCUUCCACUCGGACACGUUCCUGGCAGCUCUAAGCCUCGGGGGCUUUGGCAUCGCACCAACCAGUGCCGCUAAACUGGUAGACGUCUUAUCGGACGCGUGUGAUGCAACAAUGCCGAGGAGGAGGCCAUCCAGCUCGAAACGUCGGCCGAAGUACUGGUGGAACCAAGCCAUCAAGGAGCUAAGGACGGCGUGCACCACGGCCCGUAGGAAGCAGCUGAGAGACCGCUCCGAUGUGCGUCGGGAGGAGCUGAAGCUGGUGUACCAAGCUGCCAGAUCGGCCCUGAAAAGGGAGAUCAAAGCCAGCAAAAGGCGGUGCUUCCUCGACCUCUGUCGCGAAGCCGAGAGAAAUGUGUGGGGCAACGCGUACAGGGUCGUUGUGAACAAGCUGAAGGGCCAGCCCCCGCCGGAAAGGUGCCCAACCAGACUUCGUGCCAUCAUAGAGGAGCUGUUUCCGCAGCACGAUCUCACGACUCGUGUCCUAUCGUCGUCACCAGCUGAGGAGCUGUCCACGGGGGUGGUGCCGGUGACCAACGAGGAGCUGCUGGACGCCGUUAGGCUGCUGAGGCUGGACAAAGCUCCGGGCCCGGACGGGAAUCCCGAAUGUGGCGCUGAAGGCUGCGGUGCAGGCGUAUCCGGAAGUGUUCAGGGAGUCGUUUCAGCGGCUUCUGGAAACGGGAGAGUUCCCUGCUGUAUGGAAGAGGCAGAAGCUAGUCCUUCUGCCGAAGCCAGGGAAAGGUGUGGGCGGCCCUCCCUCAUUCAGACCUCUGGGGCUGCUGGACACAACUGGUAA